AUGUCAAACACGUCAACACCUGAAUCUUUGGACCUAAAAACUGUGAUAGCUGUUGACAUUCAGGAUAAUGUUAUUUCAGAUGAGUUGGAGACUCAAAGCUUUGCUUCCUCAAAUUAUGUGACUGAAAUUUUAGUGACAGCCCGUCGUCAAAAUUCUGAUACAAUCUUAUUACUCAAUUUAGCUCAAUUAUUUGAUAAAGCAAAAAAUGCUGAAUAUUAUGCUACAAAAGCUAACCAGGAAGAAACCUUAUGCUGGAUUAAUUAUAGAAAAGAAUUUGUAAUUCAAUAUAAUGAUCUUAUAAAAAACAGUAAUGGCAAAAUUGGCGAGAAAAAGGCAAAAAGUAUAAUUUAUGAUAAAAUAUUAGAGCACCUUACUAUCAUCCAUGAAAAGAUCCAAGGAAAAAAUAACAUGAGUAGAAUUUCGACAACAGCCUGUCGCCAAAAUCAUGUAGCCGAAAUUUUGCAUGAG
This is a messenger RNA of Racocetra persica, 468 nucleotides long. The record is from the annotation of a GenBank genome assembly. Lineage: Eukaryota; Fungi; Glomeromycota; Glomeromycetes; Diversisporales; Gigasporaceae.